Macrosiphum euphorbiae (potato aphid) is the source of this 1020-nucleotide messenger RNA. Lineage: Eukaryota; Metazoa; Arthropoda; Insecta; Hemiptera; Aphididae. The record is from the annotation of a GenBank genome assembly.
AUGUGUUUGGAAAUCGUUAACAAAGCACUGGUACAACUGGGACUGCUAUCGCCGAAUCGAGCCAUCAACAGCCGUUUUGAUCGAGAUUUGCAACGAGAAACACAGUUUGACGACGCCGAAUUGGGUAAAUAUGUGCAAACGAAUCUUCCAAAAUUGGUUACAGAACAACGCAUAACAUACGACGGAGUUAUGCGUGCAAUCACAAGUAAAAGCGGUGGAUUGUAUUUCCUGGAUGCUCCCGGAGGCACGGGCAAGACCUUCCUAAUCUCAAUAAUUUUGGCAGCGAUACGCUACCAAAAAGAUACUGCACUGGCAAUGGCAUCUUCAGGAAUUGCAGCAACUCUGAAAUGGCCGUUGAACAUACAAUUCAUGGAAAGACCAACGUGCAAUAUCACUAAAAAUUCGGGAAUAGGGAAAGUUCUCCAAUCAUGUACGAUCAUUGUGUGGGACGAAUGUACAAUGGCGCACAAAAAAUUAUUGGAAGCACUUGAUCGCACACUAAGAGAUUUAAGAGGAAAACCCGAGCUAUUAUUCGGUGGUGCACUAAUUUUGCUGUCUGGUGAUUUUCGGCAAACUCUACCAGUAAUACCACGUUCAACACCAGCUGAUGAGCUCAAUGCAUGUCUCAAAUCAUCUGGUUUAUGGCAGCACGUGCAUAAAUUGAGCUUGAAGACUAAUAUUCGUGUACAACUACAAAAUGAGGCAUCGGCUGAUCUGUUCGCAAAACAAUUGUUGGAUAUGGGUAAUGGGAAAAUGGCCAUCGAUCAAUUAACACAAUGCAUCACAUUGCCGGACGAUUUCUGUAGGAUCACGGCUACCUCGGAUGAGUUAAUUGCCAAAGUCUUCCCGAAUCUGCCACAAAAUUACAGAAAUCUUCAGUGGCUCUGUGCCCGGGCCAUUUUAGAGGCCAACAACAACGAUGUGAAUGCAAUCAAUUUCAGAAUUCAAAACAAAAUUCCAGGCGAUUUGACACCUUACAAGUCUAUACACUAUUCCAUCAUACACCAAAAAGAACACUGA